Messenger RNA from Larimichthys crocea (large yellow croaker), 2460 nucleotides. It is a transcript of the gene rbp3, whose product is annotated as retinol binding protein 3. The record is from RefSeq and is a predicted model, not a curated record. The coding region runs from base 77 to 1930 and encodes 617 amino acids. Lineage: Eukaryota; Metazoa; Chordata; Actinopteri; Sciaenidae. The transcript is spliced from 4 exons. Gene Ontology annotation, biological process: proteolysis. Gene Ontology annotation, molecular function: retinol binding; serine-type peptidase activity.
CUCUUCGGAGAAGGAGGUUUACUGACCGACCUCCACUUCCCAUCUACUGAUUUUUUAUCUGACUAAACUAGCAAAAAUGCCGAAGGCUCUCUUUAUGGUGGCAUCUCUCCUAGUUUUGGGAAAUGUUGCCUUUAUCCAUGCUUCUUUUGAUCCCAGCCUCAUCAUAGAUAUGGCAAAAAUCGUCAUGGACAAUUACUGCUCACCAGAGAAACUGCUGGGGAUGAAGGAGGCAAUUGAAGCAGCCAGCAGCAACACUGAGGUUCUCAACAUCCCAGACAGUGAAACCUUGGCUAAUGUCCUCAGUGCUGGAGUCCAGACCACAGUCAGUGACCCACGCUUGAUGGUCUCCUUUGAGCCAAACUACGUCCCUGCGGCUCCCCCAAAGAUGCCUUCCUUGCCCCCUGAGCAGCUCGUUGCUGUCCUCCAGACUUCAAUAAAACUCGACAUCCUGGAGGGCAACAUUGGAUACCUGAGGAUCGAUCACAUCCUUGGAGCAGAGGCUGCUGAGAAGGUUGGCCCUUUACUCCUAGAUCUGGUCUGGAAUAAAAUCCUGCCAACCUCAGCUCUCAUCUUUGACCUGCGCUAUACUGGCAGUGGGGACAUCUCAGGGAUUCCCUACAUUGUGUCCUACUUCACUGAAGCCGAGCCUUCCAUUCAUAUUGACAGCAUCUACGACCGUCCCUCAAACACCACUACGAAGCUUAUGUCUAUGACCACACUGCUGGGGGACAGAUAUGGCAUUACCAAACCCCUUAUUGUCCUCACUAGCAAAAACACCAAGGGCAUUGCUGAGGAUGUUGCCUACUGCCUCCAGAACCUGAAGAGGGCCACCAUUGUGGGUGAGAAGACCGCUGGGGGUUCUGUGAAAGUCGAUAAAAUCAAAGUGGCAGACACUGACUUCUAUAUUUCAGUGCCAACUGCAAAGUCUAUCAACCCCAUCACCGGCUCCACCUGGGAGAUUACAGGUGUGACCCCUGAUGUGGGUGUCAACGCAGAGGAUGCCCUUGCUACUGCCAUCAAGAUCGUCAACCUCCGUGCCCAAAUUCCAGCCAUCAUUGAGGGAUCAGCAACCCUGAUUGCUGACAAUUAUGCCUUUGAAGAAAUCGGGGCUGAUGUUGCAGAAAAGUUGAAAGGACUCCUAGCAAGCGGCGAGUAUAGCACUGUUGUCUCUAAGGAGAGCCUGGAGACAAAACUGUCUGCAGACCUAAAGACCCUGUCCGGGGACAAGGGCCUCAAAACUACCAGCAACACUCCAGCUCUGCCACCCAUGAAUUAUUCUCCAGAGAUGUACAUUGAGCUGAUCAAAGUCUCCUUCCAAACUGACGUAUUUGAGAACAACAUUGGCUACCUGCGUUUUGACAUGUUCGGAGACUUUGAGGAGGUCAAGGCCAUUGCCCAGAUUAUUGUUGAGCAUGUCUGGAACAAAGUUGUCAACACUGAUGCCAUGAUCAUUGACCUCAGGAACAACAUUGGAGGCCCAACAACAGCCAUCUCAGGUUUCUGCUCCUACUUCUUUGAUGCUGACAAGCAGAUUGUGCUGGACAAGCUGUAUGACAGACCAUCCGGCACCACCACAGAGCUUCAGACCCUGCCUGCUCUCACUGGCACGAGGUACGGCUCAAAGAAGAGCCUGCUCAUCCUGACCAGCGGAGCAACUGCCGGUGCUGCAGAGGAGUUUGUUUACAUUAUGAAGAAGCUCGGCCGUGCUAUGAUUGUGGGAGAGACCACCUCCGGGGCAUCCCACCCAGCUAAGAAUUUCCAAGUUGGCGAGACCGACAUCUUCCUCAGCAUCCCCACUAUCCACUCCGACACUUCAGCCGGUCCAGCCUGGGAGGGAACUGGCGUCACACCUCACAUACCUGUCGCAGCUGAAGCUGCCCUUGGUACUGCCAAGGGCAUCUUAAACAAGCACAUUGCAGGCCAGAAGUAAACCAUGACCUAAACAGCUGUAGGGGUUUCAACAGUCACUUCUGCUUUGGCAGCCAAAUGGUUACAAGAUUUAGAAUCUAGAGUUUAAGAAUCGAAGAAUGUAGAAUAAGUACAAAGUACAAAGUAUAAUCUGUUACUCAGCAUUUCAAAACCUAAGCCUUUUAACCUGUAAUAACAGAUCAAUGUUUCAGCAGUAGGUUUUACUUGUACUUUAUUUCUGUUGACUAUCACUGGCUGUUGAAGGUUUUAAGAAGGAAUGGCCCUGAGAAGCCAAUUCUCCUGUGAAGUUGGGUGUCAAUAAAUCUGUGUCAAAGCUCAGUUGUCAAAACGUCAUCAAAUCAAUUUUCAAAAAUGAUUAAGGACAGGAAAUUAAUUAGGUAAACAACAUUUUCUAUUCAUGUAUUAUCUUGGAUAUCAGAAAACCAUCAGGCGAUGUCCUCAUCAUGUGUUUGAAAUACUGUAUGCCCAUCAUGCUAUGUCGGCCUACUUGGGCUGUAUCAAUGUUGGUGGUGAGACACAAUAAAAAAAGAC